GAGUCCGACGGUCCCACGUGUUGAUACAGGAGCAGCCUCGCGUCGCAUGUGCUGCUGUGACCUCGCGCUAACAUGAAUUUAUAAUUAAUAAACACGUGAAAUUUAACAGAAAUGUUGUUCGCUAAAGAAGUGCCGUGGCGGCGGCUGGAGGGCAUGUCGUUCGGCAUGUACUCAGCCGAAGAGAUCAGGAAGUUGAGUGUGAAGGCGAUCACUAACUCCAGGUUCCUCGAUUCUGUCGGGAACGUGGCCCUGAACAGCCUGUACGAUCUGGCCCUGGGACCAGCCGACAACAAAGAGGUGUGUUCUACCUGCUGUCAGGACUUCAGCAACUGCCCAGGACACCUGGGGCAUCUAGAGCUGCCUCUGCCUGUAUACAACCCGCUGUUCUUUGACAAACUCUACCUGCUGAUCCGUGGCUCCUGCCUGUCGUGUCACAUGUUAACGUGUAGCCGAGCUUCCAUCCACCUGCUGCUGAAUCAGCUCAAGUUGCUGGACCACGGAGCCAUGCAGGAGGUCUACCAGAUAGAACAAUAUCUCAACCAGUGCCUGGAGGAGAAUCCCAAAGCGACAGGAGAUGAGAUCCAGGCGGCGCUUCAGGAGUUCACAGACAUGAUAGUUGGAGCGAACGCAGAAGGUUCGGCGAACGCCAAACCGAUUAAACACCUCGUAGAAAAGAGGGGCAGUCUGAUUACCAGCUUCUGGAGGACGUACAUGACUUCUAGGAAGUGCCCAAACUGCAGGACGGGCACGUUCACAGUGCGUCGUGAACACAACACUAAGCUGAUAGUCACAGUGCCAUCAGGAGGACAGAUCAGUGGCUACACUGAUGAGAAUCUGGCGGCCAAGAGGAAAGUCUACCUGACGGCCAGCACGGCUCGAGAACACAUCAACAAGCUGUGGGAGAAAGAAGCUUUCUUCUUGAAGUGUCUGUUCUCCGGGCUGGAUGAGGAGACACCAAAGGGCGGAGACAAACCUUUCUGUCCAGACCUCUUCUUCCUGGAGCUGCUGGUGGUGCCACCAUGCAGGUAUCGUCCUAUCAGUCGCCUGGGCGAUCAGAUGUUCACAAACGGUCAGACGGUCAACAUGCAGGCCGUCAUGAAGGACAGCGAGAUCAUAAGGAAACUUCUGGCUCUCAUAGCAGACAAGAAAACCACUCAGGAGGAAGAGGCUCCUGGACAGACAGACCAGACGUUUCUGGCGGGCAUCCCCGGGCAGACGAUGACGGAUAAACUCUACAACAUAUGGAUUCGACUGCAGGCCCACGUCAACAUCGUCUUCGACAGCGACAUGGACAAACUGAUGUCGGAGAAAUACCCUGGAAUCAGACAGAUCUUGGAGAAGAAGGAAGGAUUGUUCCGAAAGCACAUGAUGGGAAAACGAGUGGACUACGCCGCGCGGUCUGUCAUCUGUCCUGACAUGUACAUCGGGACCAACGAGAUCGGAAUACCGAUGGUGUUUGCCACCAAGCUGACCUACCCUCAGCCCGUCACUCCGUGGAACGUGAAGGAGCUCCGCCAGGCCGUCCUCAACGGGCCCAACGUCCACCCCGGCGCGUCCAUGGUGAUAAACGAGGACGGCAGGAGAACCAUCCUGUCGCCCACCAACUUCGCGCAGAGAGAAGCCGUCGCCAAGCAACUGCUGACGCCGUGUUCCGGCCAACAAAAGAUACCCAUGAAGAUCGUGAAUCGUCACAUAAAGAACGGAGACGUGAUGUUACUGAACAGACAGCCCACCCUGCACAGACCCUCCAUACAAGCCCACUGUGCACGCAUCUUACCAGGAGAGAAGGUGCUUCGACUCCACUACGCCAACUGCAAGGCGUACAACGCCGACUUCGACGGAGACGAAAUGAACGCGCACUUCCCUCAAAGUGAGCUGGCCAGAGCGGAGGCCUACACGUUAGUCAGCACUGACCAGCAGUACCUCGUCCCCAAGGACGGUAAACCUUUAGCGGGUCUGAUCCAGGACCACAUGGUGUCGGGCACGAGGAUGACGAUACGAGGCUGCUUCUUCACCCGAGUCCAGUACACUGAGCUGGUGUACAGAGGACUGACCGACAAACCGGGCAGAGUCAAACUUCUGCCGCCGGCCAUCCUCAAACCUCAGCAGCUAUGGACCGGAAAGCAGGUGGUGUCUACGCUCCUGCUGAAUGUGAUCCCGCAGAAGGCCGUGCCACUCAACCUGGUUAGCAAAUCCAAAAUCCCCAGCAAGGCUUGGAUCCAAGUCCCGCCGCGAGCUGUUCCAGGGUACAACCCUGACAGCAUGUGUGACUCACAGGUUGUGAUUCGUGAGGGGGAAGUGUUGGUCGGCGUCCUGGACAAAGCUCACUACGGCUCCUCGGCCUACGGUCUAGUCCACUGCUGCUACGAGCUGUACGGAGGCGAGACCAGCGGCAAACUGCUCAGCUGUCUGGCUCGACUCUUCACCGCUUACCUGCAGCUGUACAGAGGCUUCACUCUGGGUGUGGAAGACAUCCUGGUGAAAUCGGGUGCCAACAGAAAGAGGAAAAAAAUCAUUCAAGAGUCGCUGAAGAUCGGCACCAAAGCUCUCCAAGCAGCCUUCAACCUGCCUUCCGAUGUGGAUCAAGCUGAGGCUCAGAGCCGCUGGCAGGACGCUCACCUCAAUCCAGACCAGAGAGACUUCAGCAUGGCCGACCACAAGUUCAAAGAAGUGGCCAACCAAGUGAACAACGACAUUAACAAGGUGUGCAUGCCGGUCGGACUCCACACCUCUUUCCCUGACAACAACCUCCAGCUGAUGGUCCAGUCAGGAGCGAAGGGUUCUACUGUAAACACCAUGCAGAUUUCGUGUCUACUAGGUCAGAUUGAGUUGGAGGGCCGUAGGCCUCCACUGAUGCCUUCUGGGAAAUCCUUGCCGUGCUUCCAGCCGUACGACCCCUCGCCCGGUGCUGGCGGCUUUGUUUCUGGAAGGUUUCUCACCGGCAUAAAACCACAGGAGUUUUUCUUCCAUUGCAUGGCUGGCAGAGAGGGACUGGUCGACACAGCUGUGAAAACCUCUAGAUCAGGAUACCUGCAGAGAUGUAUCAUAAAGCAUCUGGAGGGUUUAGUCGUGCAGUACGAUCUGACGGUGAGGGACAGCGACGGAUCCGUGGUCCAGUUCCUGUACGGCGAAGACGGGCUCGACAUCCCCAAGACUCAGUUCCUGCAGCCGAGGCAGUUCCCCUUCAUAGAGGACAACUACGAGGUUAUCAAGAGGUCCCAGGGUCUGGACAGGGUUUUGGCACUUUUGGACCCUCAGGGUGCCAGUCGACACUUUGCAGCCAUCCAGCGCUGGAAAGCAAAGAGAGAGUCGGCAUGUCCACGGAGAGGAGCGUUCUUGCUGUUCUCCCAGAAGAAGUUGGCCAAACUCCAACAGGCCGAACAAGGAGCAGCACUGCCAGAUGUGUAUGGCAGAAACGUCGCGGUACAGCAGCUCUUGCAGCAGUGGCACUCUCUGGACGAGUCCAGCAGAUCCAAAUACAGCAGGAAGUCCUCCCGCUGCCCCGAGCCCUCUUUGAGCACGUUAAGGCCGGACGUGUGCUUCGGAUCAGUGUCUGAAAACUUUCACAGCAUCACAGACAAAUACCUGCAGGACAGAGACGGGCUGAGUGAAGAGCGCCUGGAUUCCCACAGCCUCCGCCAGCUGUUCCACUAUAAGUGGCAGCGGUCACUGUGCGAUCCAGGCGAAGCGGUCGGUCUGCUGGCAGCCCAGUCCAUCGGCGAGCCCUCCACCCAGAUGACCCUGAACACCUUCCACUUUGCCGGAAGAGGAGAGAUGAACGUCACUUUGGGAAUCCCUCGACUGAGGGAGAUCCUGAUGGUGGCCAGCUCCAACAUUAAAACUCCCAUGAUGAGCGUUCCGGUGCUAAACAACAAGAAAGCCUUGAAGAAAGCCAAAACGCUCCGUAAGAAACUCACCAGAGUCUGUCUUGCUGAGGUGCUACAGAAGGUGGAUGUGGUAGAGACGCUGCGGAUUGAAAAACAGAAGUUGCGGACAUUCAAAGUCACCUUUCACUUCCUGCCGCCUCAGCGUUACUGUGACGAUAAGCUGCUGUCACCCCAGCAGAUCCUCCACUACAUGGAAACCAGAUUUUUCCGCCUCCUCCUCGAAGCCAUAAAGAAACGCAGCGCCAAGCUGGCGUCCAUCGCCGUGGAAGCCAGGAAGGCCACCCGCACGGACAAGGACUACGACGGAGACGGAACAGCAGGGUCAGACGACAGGGACGGAGAGGAGGACCGGGAGAUCGUGGACGACGCGGGGGACGAAGGAGACACCGACGCGACAGACGCCAAGCGGAAAAACAAACAGGAAGAGGAGGUGGACUACGAGAGCGAGGAGGAGGACGGAGGAGACGACGGCGAGGAUAGAGAAGAUCAGGAGCAGGAGGAGGCGGUGGAGGAGAAAUCGGAGGACACUCAAGAGAAGUCCCAGCCGGAGUCCGUGGGUGUGAAACCGCGGAAGAGCAAGAACAAACAAGACAAAAAUGGAGAGGGCGGCGUGGACUUGAACCAGAUGAGAGUGAACUCUGUCCUGGAGUCCAACACGGCGAUAGAGAGCUAUUGCUACGAUGUCCAGCAUGAACUCUGGUGUGAGGUUGACCUGGUGUUGCCGGUGAGCAAUGUGCACUUUGACCUCACCUCGGUCCUGUCCACGCUGGCCCAGGACGCCGUCAUCGCGGAGACCAAAGGCUUGACGCGCUGCCUGCUCAGCGAAACCACGAAGAAGACCGGAGAUAAAGAGACGGUUCUCAACACAGAGGGCAUCAACAUGCACGAAAUGUUCAAGCACAGUGAUAUCUUGGACAUAAACAGACUGUACUCCAAUGAGGUGCACGCCAUGGCAAACACCUAUGGCAUUGAAGUCGCUCUGAAAGUCAUAGAGAAGGAGAUCAAAGAUGUAUUUGCGGUCUAUGGUAUCGAGGUGGAUCCCAGACAUCUGUCGCUCGUAGCCGACUACAUGUGUUUUGAAGGUGUAUACAAGCCGUUAAACCGCCUCGCCAUCCAGUCCAACUCGUCCCCUCUGCAGCAGAUGACCUUCGAGACGAGCUACAAAUUCCUCAAACAGGCUACCAUGCUGGGCUCACACGAUCAGCUGGUGUCACCUUCAGCCUGCCUGGUGGUGGGAAAAGUAGUCAAAGGUGGAACGGGAUUGUUUGAACUGAAACAGCCUCUGCGGUAGGAGAGGAAACGCCGCAGUCAGCAGUCAGAGCCGGUCGGACGAGGCACCUCGUGUGAACUUUUGUUAUCAGAGUGACAUGCUUCCGUUUUCUCACCAAUGAAUAAAAAUAUCUUGUUUCUAUGUUCAGGCGGAUGUGACAAA
Larimichthys crocea (large yellow croaker) is the source of this 5319-nucleotide messenger RNA. RefSeq names its product RNA polymerase I subunit A (gene polr1a). The record is from RefSeq and is a predicted model, not a curated record. Gene Ontology annotation, molecular function: DNA binding. The transcript is spliced from 37 exons. The coding region runs from base 112 to 5178 and encodes 1688 amino acids. NCBI's taxonomy places the organism in Eukaryota, Metazoa, Chordata, Actinopteri, Sciaenidae. Gene Ontology annotation, biological process: DNA-templated transcription. Gene Ontology annotation, cellular component: RNA polymerase I complex.